AUGCGUGAUGCUUGGGAGGGCGAAAUGAGGGCAUCAUUCCAAUUCUUGUCCUACCAGAACGAGAUGCACUUGGCGGAGAGGCUUCUUAUGGAUGGACUGGAAAGUGUUCACACUUCAAUCCGCAAGUUGAUUCAAGGAGAGCUAACCAAGACCAUCAACAAAAAGGAUGAGCAGCGCUGUAGAAUCAUGAUCAAGCAGUCCAGACUUCUCUUCGGGGUAUGCGACCCGUCAGAUACUAGCAUCGAUGGACAUGGCAAACUAGAGCAAGGGAAAUGCUUUGUGAGAAUUACAAAUCGCGAAGAUGGCGAGCCUCGAACAAUUGUCAACACCGAAGUCCUGGUCACUAGGAAUCCGUGCCUACAUCCGGGAGAUCUCCAGAAGUUCAAGGUUGUGGAUGUACCGGAAUGGACACACCUCACAGACUGUAUCGUGUUUCCAACAUCUAGUAACCGACCAAGCGCUGAUCUGAUGUCUGGGGGGGACUUGGACGGCGACAAGUUCUUUGUGACAUGGGAUCCAGACAUCAUUCCCCGUAAAAUUGCCCAGGCGGCAGCGUACCCAGCAGGCAAACAGCGAAUUGAGUUUGAGGAAAUCACUGCGGAUAGAAGAGCCGAGUUCUUCGCCCGGUAUACCAACGCCUCGCUGGGGAGGGUGAAGAAUUUGUACCUCAAGUGGGCAAGACUCAAAGGUCCGCUCAGUCCGGAGUGUCAGCAGCUCAAUCGCUUGUUCUCGCAGUGCGUAGACGGCAAUCGGACCAGAAUUCCUCAGAACCUCGAAGAUCCACCUGAGCCUGCUGGAACGGACGGUCUAUCUUUCGUACUGGACGUGCUCCACGAAAACGCUAUCCGCCAAGUCGCUGCAUUCACCAAUUCGAGGGCCGCUUUAGACACCCUCCCCGGAGACUUGUUAGAUUUCAUCUCAAGCCGUGAGGACUCUGCUUUGUCAGAGUUUGAACUGGUUCAACUGGUCCUCCGAAAAUGCAAAAAGGAGGGCCUUCAUUUCGGCGACUACGCACCGUACUUCAACUACCCUGCGCUAAGUGAGGAACAACGUCUUUGGGUCCUGGACAUCCUCCCGCCCACGAAGGGUUUGCCUGAUUUGGUUCGGAAUGGCUUGCUGCAGUCUGGCCUUGUUCAACGAGAUGAAUUGCGCGUAUUCGGAUUGGAUCACCAUCGUCUACACUGGAAGCCUAUUUUCGCCACAUCUACGGACCGUAUGGGACAGUUUCUCACCACUGCUGGUCGUGCCCUGGAGAACUUCCACAAAAAGCUCAUUAUCAUCCAGGCAGACGAACGCUUGCUUUUAAUGAUCUAUAUCCCGCAGAAGAUAGCCAGGGCCACUGAAACUGAUGUUUCUGAUUCAGUGCGUGUCUUUGCCCUACCUCGCUCAGCCGGAGUAGAGUCUGCAAGAUACACCGUCAAGCCCACCAAGUCAAACUCCCGACUUUAUUACGACGACGCUGUUUUCCAAUUGUACGAAGAGAAACGCGGCAAUACAUUUGUGUACCUGCAGAAAGGACCCCAAGAUCUUUCAGCCGUGGCAAGCAUUGAGAGCAGAGGUGACAGACGAAGGAAGAAACAAGAGACCGUCGAUACAGGAAUCAAUUACGACUUCAGAGCUAGUGUGGCGUUGGGAAAAAUCAAUGAGCCCGUGCGGAGGCAUGUUGGCCGUAUGAACCGUGCUGGGAUUCAAGCAGCUGAAGUAUAUGUUAUCAGCAAUCGUGAUGUGGAGUCUAUGCAUUUUCUUGACGCUUGGCUUGACUAUGUCGAUACUGAAGAAGUACUACCAUUGUUCGCUUCGAGCCCAAAGGAGUACGUUGCGCCCACAUUGGAAAGUCUGGAGCAUGACAACAUUCCACCUGCAGUGCGCAGCGUCGUGUGGGAUGGCAAUGUCUCAGCUAUCAAGACCAUGACGAGGUCUAGCGACAUUUGCUUGGUGCUCGAACUGCUUGAUAAUGCCAGAGAGAGGACACGCUUGCGGAAUGUUUAUGGCGAGAUCCUGCAAUAUGUACAGGAUGGAACGAUUGCAAUGGACGGUGCGACUCUUGUACGACUCUUGCUGGAUGGCCUAGCCCAGUAUCCCUUUCUUGCUCACAUGUUUCUCGAAUCAAAAGCCUGGACUACGUGGAGAGAUUCUUUGGCGACUGAAGCUUCAGAGGUCUUUCCCAAAGUUCUGCGUGAACUUGUCCUGAGUGCCAAUCAUUUACAGUCUCUUAUCCGACACCCUUUCAUGCUGCUUCUCAAGGAGAUUUCGAGAAUAUCACUCCAGGAACUGGCUGACCUCAUCGAGCUCGUGGCAUUGGGCGUCGAGCAGCCAAACGUCGCUCUAGAUCUGUUACUCGACUGUAUCCAGCCCGAGAUAGCGAGACUUCUGAAUGAAUCGCCGAAGGAGACUGAACAGAUCAUCUGCCAUCUUAUGGGUAUUGCAUUGAAUCAUAUUGAUGAGGGGAGCAGUGAAAGCAAGCCAUCUAGACAUAGUCUCGAACUAAGCCUGGAUGGUCAUAAAGAUGGCUUCGAAGUUGUCAAAGCCAGCCUCCGCAUCGACAUACCGGAAGGACCGCCCAAGAUAGGAGACCACGUGCGCUUCAUGGCGAUAGGACCGCCUCGAAAUGCACCGACUGAAUCUCCAUACACCAUGGACGCCGUUGUCGUUGGCUCAGAUCAAGGCUCGGCAUCGUUCCGGUGCAUACAUCGCAUACCAUCGUAUCUCGCCGACUGUACGUGGAGCUACAAAAGUUGCKGCUCUUUUUUGACUAGUAAAGCCAUGCUGGAUGCCGUCACAAAGUUCUAUGGUGAGAAAACCGCUUGCUGCAGCCUCUAUCAUCAGCUCGUUGGGAUAUCCGCUCCGGUCAGAACUGAGCUUGAACCCCUAGCCAGGGAGGAGAAUCACGACGCUACGACAUCCAAACUGAACAAAAGUCAAAACAUGGCUCUCACUGCCGCGUUGGAAAACCCUCUGGCAUUCUUAUGGGGUCCUCCAGGUACCGGCAAGACUCAAACCAUCGUGACGAUACUCAAAACAUUGCUAUCAAAGUUCCCGCUAUCCCGAUUCCUCAUCACGGCACCGACCCACAAUGCAGUGGACAACACCUUGCAUCGUUUCAUUGCCGAGGGCGGUACGCGUAUCGCAAAGCCUCUACGAGUUGCUACUGAUGUCCGCAAAGUAUCACCUCAGCUUCGUCAGUACACAUGCGAUGCCAUGGUGGGAAAAGAUCUAUCCGAAAGCCACGCAGGACGGCGUGCAGCGCAAAAAAAGGUCAAUUCCAGUCGUCUCGUUUUUACCACAUGCGUUGGAUCGGCCCUGGGACUGCUCCGAGAAGAAGUGUUUGAUAUUGUACUUGUCGACGAGGCUUCCCAACAGACAGAGCCCGAGACUCUGAUCCCUCUUACAAAAGGCUGCAAGCGUGCAAUCCUGGUUGGAGACCAUGUACAGCUUCGAGCUACAGUGGAGAGACAUGCAGUCAUCACAGGCUUCGAUAUAUCAUUAUUCGAAAGACACUACGAGUUACCAAGCACCCCAGGCGUUGCGAAAGUCAUGCUCGACACGCAGUACAGAAUGCACCCGGACAUUUGUGCAUUCAGCUCCGAAACUUUCUAUCAAGGAAGAUUGAAGUCUGACCAACGUACGGACAUGAUUGGAAUUCUCAUUUCUCGUUUCCCGUUUCCCAAGACUUGUAGAAAGGUCUUCCUCCAAUGUGACAGUACCGAAGAUCUUGGGAACCAAUCGAAGGCGAACUCAGGGCAGGUGAAGCUCUGUCAGCUAGUUUGUGGGAUGCUUUCUGACACCACACUGCCGACUCCGGACGAGAAGAACAUGAAGAAUAUAACCAAGCCAGAGGUUGUUAUUCUUACACCCUACACCCGCCAACGAGAAGCAUUGCAAACUGCAAUUCCAACUCAUGGAGUGUCCAGUAUAGAUGGUUUCCAGGGUCGAGAAGCUGAUAUCAUCGUAUUUGUCACUGUGCGCUGCAAUCAACACUAUGACAUCGGCUUUCUGAAGGAUAUGCGACGCUUGAAUGUUGCCAUGACAAGGGCAAAAGCAGGUGUCAUCAUUAUUGGGCACCGUUCCACUAUGACGACGCAGGCUAGUGGAGAUUCAGAUACAGAGAGUAAGAUCGUAUGGAAGAAGUUAUUGGAUCAGUGUGUUGAGGUACAGUUAACCGAAACCACAAGGCCUGUUUCAGGAACGUCUUCAUUAGUAGCUCAUUCUGUUCCUCUCUAA
Molecule: messenger RNA, 4221 nt
Organism: Ramularia collo-cygni
Lineage: Eukaryota; Fungi; Ascomycota; Dothideomycetes; Mycosphaerellales; Mycosphaerellaceae
Product: related to NAM7-nonsense-mediated mRNA decay protein (RdRP)
Exons: 1
Coding region: 1-4221 (1406 amino acids)
Molecular function (GO): RNA-directed RNA polymerase activity; helicase activity
Source: RefSeq, a predicted model, not a curated record